Molecule: messenger RNA, 954 nt
Organism: Suillus fuscotomentosus
Lineage: Eukaryota; Fungi; Basidiomycota; Agaricomycetes; Boletales; Suillaceae
Exons: 2
Coding region: 31-954 (307 amino acids)
Source: RefSeq, a predicted model, not a curated record
CAAACACAUUGCAGUGUUGUGUUGCUCACGAUGCCCGGUACCAUAUCAAGUAAACCUGAUGAUCUCACUGCUAGGCUGAGCAGAGUGGGUCUGCCAACUCUUGGUCCUACUCCUGAGGCUCAGGUGAACAAUUCAGUCGAACUCCCUCCAUCUCCGAUUCCUUCAUCCACGCCAUAUCCUCGCAGGACCUCUUCAGCCUCUGUAGGCUCUACCUCUGAGCCCUUGAAAUCAUCCUCUGCAUUUACGUUGAAGGGUGAAAUCAGACAUUCCACAGAUCUUCUCAUUGCCGAAAUUGUUGUAGACUCAAAACUCUAUCCAGUGGGCUACAAAGUUCUUAUUACACCUCAUCCACAAGACAAUGCAAAGUUUAUCUCCCUCGAAAUCUCCCGUGAGAACGGCAUGGAACUGGCUCCCAGUGCAAGUACAACCAACCUACCCAUCAGUUCAAAUGUAUACACCAUUCCUGCUUCGCCACUGCACUCAUCAGGACUGAAUGCUAAUCGGCCACUGCAACAUCUCCUAAGGUUGACUUUGCCCACAGCCCAAUAUCAGGUGUCUACGGUAAAAGAUCCACUUACGAGUGAAAUCAGGACGGCACCUCCAAAGCCUCAGUGGUUUAAUGAUUUGCAUGAAAAAGGGUUUGUGGUGCAGGUAGAGAUUAAGCCUAUCAUAACGCCUGCUUUGGGUGUCAAGAAGAGUGAUGGUGGCGUGAGUGUGAAGGUCGGCGGCACGACUGUUGGAAUUGCUAGUGAGAAGGAGUCAUUAACUGCACUUGGGCAUGAUGAGCUUCAGGAUGAUCGAGUCUCUCGUAUGCCCAUGUUGCAAAGAUCCGCAGACGAUGGAGACUCGUUCCCCGACGAGCUCAAAGAGUCCCUGUCCUGCAAAGAUUUGAAGCAUUACCGGCAUCAUUCUCUUCUCCUCUCUGAUGAUCAGAUUCAUCGUGCAAUUCGCUAA